This is a messenger RNA of Maniola jurtina (meadow brown), 4801 nucleotides long. It is a transcript of the gene Dna2, whose product is annotated as DNA replication ATP-dependent helicase/nuclease DNA2. Gene Ontology annotation, cellular component: cytoplasm. The transcript is spliced from 23 exons. Gene Ontology annotation, biological process: replication fork reversal. Lineage: Eukaryota; Metazoa; Arthropoda; Insecta; Lepidoptera; Nymphalidae. The record is from RefSeq and is a predicted model, not a curated record. Gene Ontology annotation, molecular function: single-stranded DNA helicase activity; 5'-flap endonuclease activity. Bases 164 to 3934 code for a protein of 1256 amino acids.
AUUUCUCAAAUCUUAUUUUCUCAUUUCAAUCUACUAAACGCGGGAAAGUUUUACUUAGUGAUUUUUCAAGUUUCCUGUGUUUUUUAUUAAACUAAAAUUGUAAUUAUGUUGUGAAUUUUAAGUAAACCAUGUUGUUUUAUUAGAAUUCAAUGAUUCAUUCAGUAUGCCCAAAGCCCUGAGUUUAAAAAAGACUUUGGGUAGUCAAGUGAAGAAUCAAAAAGCGAUUACUCAAUUUUUCAAAUCAUGUAGUCAAGAAAAGAUAUCACCCGUUAAGCAACAAGACUCUGAAACAAUAGCAACAACUAAGACAUCUAAAAGGAAAGCUGAUUCUCCUGCACAAAUAGUUCAUGACAAUAUCAGAAAAGACCUUACAAAAUGUGAUAAUUCAGUGAAAAAAAUUAAAAUAGACAGUAAUCAUAGGCAUGAAAUGCAUAUUGGAAACACUAACACCUCACAAACACCUAGUUCUUCAGCUAUAAAAAGUUCACCUAGAAAGGACGUUACAAAGAAGUUAUUUGUUGAUAAUGAAGAAGAAUUAAUACAUUUUAACAGCCAACAGAAACAUCCAUCAUCCAUUACAAACAAAACACAAGAUAAUCAUUCAAGUGUAUCAAAAGUGCAAUCUAGUCCUAGAAAGAGUAAUAAAUCACAUGAAAAAGAAAAUUGCUAUAAUCACAACUGCAAAGAAAUUGACAAUAAUUGUGUAAAAAAUUCAAGUAAUGAGGUACAUUAUAGAUCACCCAAGAAAACUCUAACAGCAGCAAUAAGUGUUUCACCAAAAUCUUGCACAUUAACAAGUCAAAAAUGUGAUGAUCAGUCACCAUCAAAGAGCGGGUCCACAGCAAAAGUGCUUGAAUGUAUAGAAAAUCAUAUGUUUGAUGACUGGGAACUUGAUAUUGAAGGGGACAUUAAAGAAGACUUGGAUCUAAGUGUGAUACAGAGAUGUGAGGUGUUGUCUGUGAAGAGACAUAAUUGUAAACUUGAGCUGAAACUUAAAAAUGAUAAUAACAAUAAAGGCACUUGUUUUAUUGAGGGAAUCUGGUUAAACACACCAUUGGAAGCGGGUGAAAUAGUGAGCGUGCUUGCAACUCGCGAUACCUUGGGCUGUUACACCAUUAACAAUACAUCAGGCUUGUUGGUGCUGAGGCCCGACCACUUGGUGUCUAGCACGAGCGUCGUGGCGGGUGUUUUCUGUAAGCGGAAGGCUGUGCUGCAGGAGCGAUGGCGGGGGAUUGAUUCUGCUAAUUCUGCGAUGACCAUAGGUAUACUUGUUCAUGAGCUAGUGCAAAAAUCUCUCACACAAAAUAUAACAAACACAUCUGAACUAGGCGCUGAAGCUGAUAAACUGAUAAAAGAGUCUAUACAAAUGUUGUACGACGCAGGAAUAUCCGAGACGGAAGCGCGAUCAAACAUACAGAUGUACAUACAACCUCUUGCUGAUUUUAUGCAGACUUAUUUAGCGUCAAGUGCAAAAUCAUCACAAACUGUCAAACGUAGUUGGAAUGGAAAGAUUGAAAAAGUAUUAGAUAUUGAAGAAAAUGUUUGCUGCCCCCAACUGGGCUUGAAAGGAAAGAUUGACGCUACUUUACAGGUCUCAAUACAUGACCGUGGAGAUGCUAAGACAGCAAUUGUGCCAUUAGAGUUGAAGAGUGGUCGCGCCUCAGUGUCGGCGGAACACCGCGGUCAACUCGUGCUCUAUGGCAUGAUGCUCAGCUUGCAGAGGCAGCAGGACCCCGCCACUGCACUGCAACGAGGCUUGCUGCUGUACUUGAAGGAGCGAAUAGAUCUUCGCGAAGUGAGUUGCGGGUAUCCUGAAAGACGAGAUUUGAUGAUGUUGCGUAACGAACUGGUACAACAUUUGGCGGCAGGACCACGGACUAUUGAUGUUGAUCAAAUAGUAGACAUUGAGGACGCUUCACGGCUGUUGCAACAAAGCAUGCCUGAGCCAAUUCAUCACCAAAAUGCUUGCUCAAAAUGCCCAUACCUUACGCUAUGCUCAUUACAUUUGUGGCACACAGACGGCCCCAUGGUAUCAGAAACGCAUCCGCUAUCAAAGUUGCGUGAUGAAGCGUUAGGCCACUUGUCCCCACAACACGUCAAGUAUUUCCUGCACUGGACUAGCCUAUUGAAACUCGAGGAAAAGGGACAGAUGAUCACCUCUCCUUUGCACGCCUUGUGGACGGAAAGCGCUGAAAAACGUGCCAAACGCGGCGGAUGCGCAGUUAAUUUGAAAUUAAAAUCAGUCAUAAGCUCUGGCGAUAGAUUUGCACAUAUUUUUGUGCGAGAGUCUUUAAGUCCAGAGCAUUCACAUAUUGGGGAUAAGCCUUCAAAAGGGCCUCAAGAAGGAGAAUUUUCUAUAGUAAGCAUAGAAAAUCGCCCAUGGAUAGCUGCCGGCGUAGUUACUGUAUCAAAUAGCAAUGAGUUCCAUAUACUUUUGGAAAGGGAUUUGAGUCGUCGGCUAAACGAACAUACAGUGUUUCACAUAGACACAUACGAGUCCUUCGCAACCACUGUCCAAAACUUGACUAAUUUAGGAGUACUUAUGGAAGACAGCGACCGCGCCUUGAGGCUUAGAACUUUAAUAAUAGACCAAGCACCGCCAGAAUUUGUACCCAAGUUACCUCGUGAAGUUGGUCGCUUGGGGUCAAAGCUUAUGCGCUCACUGAAUAUUGAGCAACAGCGCGCUGUACUCAAGGCUUUAGCAUGCGAACAUUACGUCUUGUUGAAGGGGCUUCCCGGAACUGGUAAAACGCAAACUAUUAGCGUGCUCAUACAAAUGCUAGUGGGGCUCAAGCAGCGCGUACUGGUCACUGCGCACACGCACUCUGCCGUCGACACUGUGCUCAAUAGGCUACCAAAAUCCGUCCAAGUAAUGCGACUGGGCACAGCUAGUCGGGUCGCCCCGGCGUUACUCUCGCGGUGUGAACACACCCUCAUACAAAAGUGUCACUCUACUGAGCAACUCGCACAACUCUACGAUUCUAUGGAGGUGGUUGGCGUAACUUGCCUGGGCGCCGCACAUCCGAUGUUGGCUCGCACCACGUUUGAUGUGUGCAUCGUUGAUGAAGCCACACAGGUGUUGCAAAGCACGGUCUUACGUCCCUUGUUCGCAGCGAAGCGUUUUGUGUUGGUCGGAGACCCGGAACAAUUGCCGCCUGUAGUGAGGAGUAGAAGUGCAAGACGUCUCGGCAUGGAGGAGAGCUUAUUUCAUAGACUGAUAAAGGAUGAUGUGACAUGCACGCUAAGACUGCAAUAUCGUAUGAACCAGGCCUUAGUGGAAGUUGCUAACAAAGUAGCUUACAACAACAGUCUGAAAUGCGCUGACCAGAAGGUUGCACAGGCUCAAUUGAAAAUAGAUAUGCAGAAAAUAUCUCUAUAUUCAGAUGAGUCGCCAUGGCUCAUGACAGCUUGUAGUCCAGAGUUCAAGGAUGCCGCUGUUUUUUUAAACACGAUUAUUCCUCCUGCAGCAAAAAAUAACACCGAAAAAGUGUUUACUAACAGUGAUGAGGCAUGUGUCCUUUUGGAUUUGGUUGAAACAUUUAAACAGGGUGGUGUACUCCCUUCGGACAUAGGCGUCAUAGCCCCUUACCGAGAUCAAGUAUCUUUACUACGACGCGCUUUGUCUGAAAAAGAUGUGGAAGUGAGCACCGUGGACCAGUUCCAGGGCAGAGACAAGAGCGUCAUCAUUUACUCUUGCACCAAGCGCGUUGAAAACGAUGAACGACGACCCAAGGAUGGGGAAGUCCUCAACGACCAACGGCGCCUGGCCGUGAGUGUUACGCGCGCCAAACACAAGCUCAUCGUGAUAGGAAACUUACGCGCUUUGCAGCGAUAUGCUCCUCUCAUGAAACUCAUUGAAUCCUGUCGGACGGUGACCUUGGAAGAAGAUACUGUGGCAAGGUUGAACAUAAAAUAUGGGGCAUUUGUUACGUGAUCGUUAAUCUUAUGUUAUUUAAAAUAACAGUGGCGUCAAUUCUGUUGUCUUUCUUCCAAACUAAAUUUAGAGUAUCUGCAUCUUUUUCUUUUUAAUAUUGCUAACAAAGGAUGGAACAUGAAUUUUACAAUUAAAGACUCAAAUUUCAGUGCACACUAUAAAUAUGAACAAUAGGCUCGCGACUGGCAACUAAAGUGACGAAGUUUGACGGCUCUACAUGAAAUUUAAAACUAUCAAACUGUGUCUGUCCUAUUCAGAUUGCAUUAGUAAGAAGAGGAUGCGAAUACUCUAAAAUUUAGUUGUGCUCAGAAUCAGUACCAUCGUCGACACGAUUAAAAGUAUAGUAGGUUAUAGGUACCUACGCGACAGGUUGAGAUGGCAAUCGGGGUUUGAGGCGGGGACAGCCCCCACGCUAACCCGCUGCGGGUGAGCAAGAGGAUGUGCGGGUAUGCGGGGCGUCCCCAUCCCAGUUGCCUCCUCAAUCUGUCGCGCACUAUAGGUAUUUUUUUUGUCAAGUGUCUUGUCAACUCAAGUCAUACAAAAAUUAUGAUAGAUUUUAAGACCCUUUUGCAUAGGUUAAUCGUAAAAUCGAUGCAUUAAAUUCUGAAAUAAAAUUUAAAAAAAAAAUUGUGACCAUCAUGUGACAGCCAUCUAAUAAACUACUCAUAAUUUAAUAUGUGUAGUAGUAAAAGAACAUAAUGCAGGAAACGCAUUAAAAUUGGCCAAGUAACACGCAAGGUUUUCCAGGAACACGCAACGUAUAAUGCCAAACGCACACCUACUAUAAUAUAUGUAUGACACAUCGUCAACGAUCCGUGGGUAAUGUUUUAAUAAUUAAUAGCUUUAAUAUUUCUAAUUAUGAAUGCA